AUGUUGGGCUCGCUGGAGUCGAGGAUUCUCGGCGUAGCUUAUCAGCUCGUGAGCCUCGCCGGGGGGUUCUUUUGUAUUUUCACCAUCGAAGACUUUGGGCGUCGUGGAUUGAUGCUGGCAAGUGCGGCGGGCAACGCUAUCUGUUUGGCACUUGUGGCCGGGUUGAGCUCUCAACCAGAGAACAAAAUGGCAAUGCAUGGCGCAGUAGUCUUCAUCUUUGUUUAUCAUUUGACGUUUAUCGUUGGGUUUGGGGGCGUUCCUUUCCUCUAUGUCAGUGAGAUUGCCCCGUUACGGAUGCGCACCACGAUCAAUGGAAUUGCUGUCGGCAUAUUCUGGGUCUUCAGUGCUCUAAUUGCCGAGAUCACCCCUAUUUCCUUCGAUACCCUGCAGUGGCGGUUCUUUCUCGUCUUUGCCGGGCUGAACCUUGUCAUCAUGGGCGUCGUCUAUUCUCUUUUCCCAGAGACCGCCGGCCGUAGCUUGGAAGAGAUUGAUCAAAUCUUCAUCUCGUCUCAGAAUAUUUGGGACUCUGUUCAAGUCGCCAAGCAUCGAGACAGUCGGGGUGUCGGGGGCCAGAACUCGAGAGAGGGAUGUGUUCGAGCGAACACAGGUGAGGAUACUCAUGAUUGA
Molecule: messenger RNA, 627 nt
Organism: Penicillium macrosclerotiorum
Lineage: Eukaryota; Fungi; Ascomycota; Eurotiomycetes; Eurotiales; Aspergillaceae
Product: sugar transporter
Exons: 1
Coding region: 1-627 (208 amino acids)
Biological process (GO): transmembrane transport; carbohydrate transport
Cellular component (GO): membrane
Molecular function (GO): carbohydrate:proton symporter activity
Source: RefSeq, a predicted model, not a curated record